AGCGCUUAGCUUCGUGCUGUAUAAAUACGGGUGGCUAGGUUUGGUUGUCAUCACCAAGCCCCUUGUCGACGCAUUACAGUCGUGUUCUAGGGACGUUGAUACAAACCGUUUAACACCAUUUAUAUUUUUUGAUACUUCAAGACUAAUAAACCAAAAUGCGUGAGUGUAUUUCCAUCCAUGUUGGCCAAGCUGGAGUCCAGAUUGGUAACGCCUGCUGGGAGUUGUACUGUCUGGAACAUGGUAUCCAGCCAGAUGGUCAGAUGCCAUCAGACAAGACCAUUGGAGGUGGUGAUGACUCAUUCAACACCUUCUUCAGUGAGACUGGUGCUGGCAAACAUGUGCCAAGAGCUGUCUUUGUUGAUCUGGAGCCCACUGUCAUUGAUGAGGUCCGAACUGGCACCUACAGACAGCUGUUCCACCCAGAGCAGUUGAUCACUGGUAAGGAAGAUGCCGCCAACAAUUAUGCCCGUGGUCACUACACCAUUGGUAAGGAGAUUGUCGACCUUGUCCUUGACCGCAUCAGAAAAUUGGCCGAUCAGUGCACUGGUCUUCAGGGAUUCCUCAUCUUCCACAGCUUCGGUGGUGGCACUGGAUCUGGAUUCACCUCCCUGUUGAUGGAACGUCUGUCUGUUGACUAUGGCAAGAAAUCCAAGCUCGAGUUUGCUGUUUACCCAGCUCCUCAGAUCUCCACAGCUGUUGUUGAACCCUACAACUCCAUCUUGACCACACACACAACUCUAGAACACUCUGACUGUGCCUUCAUGGUCGACAAUGAGGCCAUUUACGACAUCUGCCGUCGUAACCUUGACAUUGAAAGACCAACCUACACCAACUUGAACCGUCUGAUUGGUCAAAUUGUCUCCUCCAUCACCGCCUCCCUCAGAUUUGAUGGUGCCCUGAAUGUUGAUCUGACUGAGUUCCAGACCAACUUGGUGCCAUACCCACGUAUCCACUUCCCCCUGGCAACCUAUGCUCCAGUCAUCUCUGCUGAGAAGGCCUACCAUGAACAACUCUCAGUAGCUGAGAUCACCAACGCUGUGUUUGAGCCAGCCAACCAGAUGGUCAAGUGUGACCCACGUCACGGCAAGUACAUGGCCUGCUGUAUGUUGUACAGAGGUGAUGUUGUCCCCAAGGAUGUCAAUGCAGCCAUUGCUACUAUCAAGACAAAGAGAACCAUCCAGUUUGUUGACUGGUGUCCUACUGGUUUCAAGGUUGGCAUCAACUACCAGCCACCAACUGUUGUACCUGGAGGUGACUUGGCCAAGGUCCAACGUGCUGUCUGCAUGUUGAGCAACACCACAGCCAUUGCUGAGGCCUGGGCUAGACUUGACCACAAGUUUGACCUUAUGUAUGCCAAGCGUGCUUUCGUCCACUGGUAUGUGGGUGAGGGUAUGGAGGAAGGUGAGUUCUCUGAAGCCCGUGAGGAUCUGGCUGCCUUGGAGAAAGAUUAUGAAGAAGUUGGUGUUGACUCAGUCCAGGGUGAAGGUGAAGAGGAGGGAGAGGAAUAUUAAAUCCACUCAACUGUUGUCCUGAAGUAGACUGCUGAAAAUGGUUAGAUCUCACUUUAACACCAGAAUGAAAAAAAUGUUAUAGAAUUUAAAAAGUCUUGGUUUAAAAACUCGCCAUGCCUCAGUCUCAUCAAAAUUGGGACACAGUCCACCAGAGGCUUUUAUUUAUUGGGUGAGAAACUCAAUCAAUUUUCCCAAAGUUAAAAUUUGCUAUCAAAAAGUUUUAAGUUCUUGUUUAAAAAGUGUAACUGGAAAAUAUUUUUGUUUUGGAACUGUAAACUUUUACUAACAAAAUUGAAUUGUUUAUUUAUUAAACAGUAUUAUAAUUCAAUUGUUAAGUUAUUUUAAUGGAGGUUUUAGAAAAGGUUUUGUAAAAAAAUUUAUCAAUGAAAAGGGAAAAUUAAAAAUCUAUUUUUGUA
Molecule: messenger RNA, 1927 nt
Organism: Physella acuta
Lineage: Eukaryota; Metazoa; Mollusca; Gastropoda; Physidae
Product: tubulin alpha-1A chain
Biological process (GO): microtubule-based process
Cellular component (GO): microtubule
Molecular function (GO): GTP binding; structural constituent of cytoskeleton
Source: RefSeq, a predicted model, not a curated record